Messenger RNA from Prorocentrum cordatum, 2707 nucleotides. The record is from the annotation of a GenBank genome assembly. NCBI's taxonomy places the organism in Eukaryota, Dinophyceae, Prorocentrales, Prorocentraceae.
CUCCUCCUGCUCCUCCUGCUCCUCCUCCUCCUCCGCCUCCGUGGGGAUCGGGAUGGGGAUAGAGAUGGGGCAGCGGUUUGGGACGAGCCAGGCACCCCCGGAACGCUCUCGGCGAGGCGCAGCUGGCUGAAGAGCGUCCCGAGUCUGAAAAACCACCGAGACGCAACGAAAACAUUCGAAAGCCGGCGAAAACCGACGAAGAUAGGGAUCGGUGAAACGAUACUCAGACACGGACCUAUCGCACAGCUCGUCCCAGGGAACAGGGCGGGCCCGAGUCACAUCCGCUGCUCUGGGUAGCAGAGCGCCGCUGCAGGCGCGCCGCUGGAGGCGGCGCUGGUCAGGCUGGUCACCAGCCUGUAGGUGCCGACCGCCUCGACCACGUGCGUCGAGACACCGGUUGCUCUGAGCGCCUGGCUCGCCGACGCAGUCUCGCAGGGUCCGAGUCCCGAGCCCGCCUUCCGACUGUAGGUGCCGACCCCCUCGCUUCCUGGCAGGCCCUGGCCCUCGGCGGACGCGCAGGCAGGGCUCUCGGUCGUGCCUUGGUGGCGUGCAGUCUCGAUCCACAUGUUCAUGGAGAAGAGGUGCUGGGCGUCUCCGACGAUAGCUGCCUCCACCAGGAAGAUCCCGAAGGGGACGCGCAAUAUUGCAAAGAGCAAGAAGUGCCAACACUUCAACCACUGAUGGUCCAACGCAGCUGCAGCGACAAUUACCGACACCAUGAGACAGAAAUCCAACGUCUUCGAUAAAUCUGGUACACGGCGUUCCGCACUUCAAGGAGACCGUCAAGAUGCUCGCAAGAGGACUCACACUGCAGUGCAACUGCGAUGAAAGCUGGAAGUAGAAGGGGCACCAUGUACUUCAAAAUCGUCCUGAGAAAGAUCCAGAACAUAAUCCACCGCGUUUUCGCUUGGGCCCGCUGGGCCAAGCCAGCGUCACCAAGGGAGCCGGUUGCCAAAGCGAUUGGCAAUCGGCACAGGGCCACCCAGGUGGCCCCUUGGGCCCAGCGAAUUCGCUGAGUCAAAAUGGAUUUCAUAUCUGGUGGAGCCUCAGUCAUCACCACAAUAUCGGCUGGAUUUAAGCAACAAUGUCCAUCUGCAGCCAUGCGCACGAGCAUGUCGUUGUCCUCAUUCAGGCAGUGGCGAUCGAACCCAUACUUCAGAGCAUGCUCAGUGCGCAGUAGCAAGAAUGCACCCGUCAUCCAGCCAGUGCCAAGGAGGUGUCCGUAUCCGAUGUUCAGGAAGUGUUUUAAUUGGAACUCUGCGGCCACCAAGAAGCUACCAGUGUGGAUAGAUGUCCUGCCUACGGACACUGCUGAAAUCUUCCCCUGGCCCGCCCGAAGUUGUUGGAUGCCAUUGAUCAUCGCAUCCUCCUGCUUAAAGAUGAUGUCAGCGUCCAUGAAGCAAAUCAACUCGGGCUGCGAUGCAGGAGGCUUCGCAGCCAGGAAUGCGAGCGCGGCGUUCACUCCAUCCGUUUUGCACUUCGCAUCUGGGACAUUCACUGCUUGGUACAUUGUUUGAGGAAUCAUGGAAGCAAUCCUCGCACACUCCUCCAGGCAUGCCUGCUCCGCCGUGUUUGGUAUGGGGUUGUACGUUAGCAGGAUCAGGGUGCCCUCGGGGAGGCGAACUCCUUUCCCACCCUCUCCAGCAGGCAGAAACUGGCUGAGCGUGACUGGCAAUGUGCCAACCUCGUUGCAUAUGCGAGCUGCGAUGCAAAUGCAAAGGGGCGGUCGUGAAGACGUUGAGGCCUGUGUCUGAAACGUAGCUCGGGGCAUCACCGAGCGGAAACGGCACCAAGCAAUAUCCACCAUGCCCAGCAGAUGAGGUGUAGCAUCAGUUAGUGUAAGCGCCGAAAGCCCAGCAAUCUGCACGAAAGUCAGCGUAUCAGGGGAGAGGUGCGAUGACAUGAUCACUGGCACACCGAUUACACCUACCAAGACGUAGAAAAUCACCCCAAAUGUUUGGCAAGGAGACCCUUGGCGCUUUUUGGCAUCUGAUCGUAUGUUCCACAGCAUCCAACAGAUUGUCAGUGUGACUGCAAUCCAAAGGAAAGCCACGAGGUCCGUCCGAAGAGUAAGUUUUUCCUGGCAUGUCUUGAACAUUGAGCUGACCAUUCCUGUGGUUCCGUCAGGGAGAAGUUGAGCUGCUACGCAGUAUUCGCCAAAGAAAUGUAUGCAUGCCCGUGGCGGUGCUGCCGUUGUCGAAACCGACUGCGCAUACUCGCCGAUCGAUUCCCCCGAGUCAUUGCUGUCAGGUUCCCCCUCCACGUACGCAUGAUGAGUGACGCCGUCACGGAGGCCACUACGCUCAGGUCCAGACGCCGUGACCACCACUGAUCGACGAAUGGCGGCAUCAUCGUGCACGCUGAACGGCGCGACCAUGGAGUGCGAUGAGUCCUUGCGCAUCAAGACUCCCUUAGAUACUUCUUCGCCGGGCUGUCCAUGAUGAACCCCAGUGACGGUGUUGAUACGGUCCAGCAACACAAUGAUAAUAAACGUGCGCGCAUGUGUCAUGACAGCAUGGACUAAGUACAUCGAACUGAGAAGGAGUAGGUAUGCGUCGAGUAGAUCUGGGUGCUGGGAGGAAACAACGUUAGUUUUAGUAUAUCUGGAUUGAGUAUAUUGAGGGCGUGCAAACAACGUCGGAUUGAGCAGAUUUGGAUGCUGUGCCUGAUCCAGGACUCCUCGUCUCGUCAAACUUGAGCCAGCUUG